AUGUCGACACGAAACCCCAAAGACCGUGCUGUCAUCAGCACAAUCAACAAGCUGGGCUGGGACCUUUUGAUCCAGUUCUGCACCAAGAACAACGCCCCUUACAGCAACAGCACUCUUGUCAGCGGUCUCUCCACCUUCUCAGCCCUUACUAUGCUUGCCGGUGCAACAGUUGAUCCCAAGAAAAGUAAGAUGUGCGCUAAACUCGGCGCCGGCAGCCUCCGCGACCUGCAAGCCACUUACCCGAGGAUACGCCGCAUGCUCGAAUCCGACAAUGUGUUCCACUCGGCCAACGGGCUCGUGGCUGAAACUCAAGUCUGCCUCUCUCCACAAUACCAAGAUUAUCUGAGAGGGCUCAAGGUGGACGCGAAUCUACACUUCCGAAACCUGGUCGACAGCGUGGCUGAGAUCAACAAGUGGAUCUCUCGGACAACAAAACGCAGGAUCCCGUCGUUGCUGACAGUAGACGACCUGCGCGGCUCGGUCGUAGCUCUCAUCAACGCCCUGAUCUUCGCCGCCGCGUGGGCCGAGCCGUUCCGUCCGCGCGACACAGUCCGCUUGGAUAUGAUGUAUAAGCACGGGAAGGAGGUGCCCGUCUAUCAGGGCGAACGGUGCACAGCCGUCCGCCUGCCCUACCGGUGCACACCGCCAUCGGAGUGGUCGAUGAUCGCCUACCUCCCCAACAAAGAUACCCCGAUUCAGGAGGUGCUCCAAAUCCUGCGUACCCGGCGAAUUCCUUCAUUUGUACAGCAUCGAGUGGGCAGGCUCGGUCUGCCUCGCUUCGAACUUCAGGUGCAACAUGAGCUCAACAGCACGUUGAAGGCGCUGGGGUUUCCGAUUGACGGGUCUUUCCCAGCUCUAGAUGUGGGAGGAAACGAUCAGGUGGGCAACAUCAUUCAGGGUCUGAGUGUGGAGUGUAACGAAAAGGGCACGGUGGCCGCCGCAGCUACAGCGGUAAUGUUCGAACGCGGUGGACCUCCCCCUUAUAUCCCUGAGUUGAUAUUCGAUCGCCCGUUUGUGUUUACCAUCGUGGCGGAUGAGCUGGAUUUGGCGAUCUGUACGGGUCUGUUUUCCGGUUCUUAG
This is a messenger RNA of Aspergillus aculeatinus CBS 121060, 1080 nucleotides long. RefSeq lists its product as uncharacterized. Gene Ontology annotation, molecular function: serine-type endopeptidase inhibitor activity. Bases 1 to 1080 code for a protein of 359 amino acids. NCBI's taxonomy places the organism in Eukaryota, Fungi, Ascomycota, Eurotiomycetes, Eurotiales, Aspergillaceae. The transcript has 2 exons. The record is from RefSeq and is a predicted model, not a curated record.